Messenger RNA from Saccostrea echinata, 708 nucleotides. Its product is annotated as glutathione S-transferase 1-like. The record is from RefSeq and is a predicted model, not a curated record. The coding region runs from base 1 to 618 and encodes 205 amino acids. Gene Ontology annotation, molecular function: glutathione transferase activity. NCBI's taxonomy places the organism in Eukaryota, Metazoa, Mollusca, Bivalvia, Ostreida, Ostreidae. The transcript has 5 exons. Gene Ontology annotation, biological process: glutathione metabolic process.
AUGGCUAAAUACGUGUUAACCUACUUCGAUGCCCGAGGUCGAGCGGAGCCUGCGAGGAUGAUUUUUGCAGUGGCAGGAAUUCCAUUUGAGGACCGUCGAAUCAAACAAGAAGACUGGUCAGUUUUUAAAUCACAAACUCCUGCUGGAUCACUGCCAAUUCUGGAGAAGGAUGGACAAACUAUUACCCAAAGCCUAGUCAUCUAUCGUCAUCUAGCACGAUCUUUCGGUCUAGAUGGUGAAACCAUAUUGGACAAAGCAAGAGUUGAAGAAAUUUUGGAAUAUCUGAUAGAAGUAAAAACUGCUUGGUCUGAAAUUGCUUUUGGUCCCCAGGACGAGGAAUCACAGGAAAAGAUCAAAGAAAAUUAUAAGCUUGCUCUGGACAAAAAAUGUACUCAGAUAGAAAGGAUAAUGUCAUAUAGCGAAUCACCAGAAGGCUGGGCCGUCGGUAAAAGGAUGUCAUUUGCAGACAUCAUGCUGUUUGAGGCCUUUGAAGAAAUUGUUGCACAAAGUCCGUCAGCUUUAGACAAUUUUCCAAAAAUCAAGUCUUGUCGGCAAAAAUUAGAGGCAAACAAAAACCUAAAGAUAUAUCUCUCUAAACGGAAACAUACUAGAUUCUAAUGUUUCUAUUUAUUUUUCAUCAGCAAAAUAGUACGUAGAAAUCUUGUUUUUCUUUGAAAUUUAUGAGAAAUAAAGAUUUUAGGAAAUUUU